Molecule: messenger RNA, 1784 nt
Organism: Eubalaena glacialis (North Atlantic right whale)
Lineage: Eukaryota; Metazoa; Chordata; Mammalia; Artiodactyla; Balaenidae
Gene: ANKRA2
Product: ankyrin repeat family A member 2
Exons: 9
Coding region: 620-1561 (313 amino acids)
Biological process (GO): regulation of gene expression
Cellular component (GO): nucleus
Molecular function (GO): protein binding
Source: RefSeq, a predicted model, not a curated record
GGUGGGGAGGAGGAGGCGUGGCCGGAGGGAGAGACUGAGGCCUGGCGCUUGUGAACCAGAGCUGUAGGCGAAGGGACGCUGUCUCUGUAGUAUUGGAGCAGUAAGGAUCGCGCAGCGGCGGGAAAAUACCUGGAAGUCCCUCCCUGCAACAGCUUCACCGGUGCGGCACGUUUUUUGGCCGGAAACCGAAAGAAGAAAUCGGAAGUGACGUCGCGGUCAAAACAAGCCGGGGCGUGGGGCCCUGCACUGAAUCUGGCCGCAGAUGGAAAGGCCCGACUCGCUGUGGGCUGUCGAAGGCGGUCGCCAGGCCUUGCGCUCCCACACGGUCGGCCUCCGGCCCUUAUCCCCGGGACCAGCCCGCCGCUGUUGAGCCAGAGUUUCCGCCCUCCCUACCGGAGCCGCGCUGGGAUUUUUCGGGCAGAGUUGGCGGGAGGCGACAGAGCGGACUUCCCUCCCUGCAACAGUCUCCCCCUCCAGCGGGUUCCUGUCCUGGGACGCCGGGACACCUGUGGCCUAUGUUUUAAUACCCAAAUUUGAAGAAUACACUGUAUGCCAUUCUUACAAAACCAAGGGGAAAUCAUGAAGAAAUGUUUUAAUUAUUGAAACUACAGUUGAAAUCAUGGCUACAUCAGCAAAUCUGGAUAUUGGAGCCCAGCUGAUAGUAGAAGAGUGCCCCAGCAGUUACAGUCUAACUGGCAUGCCAGACAUUAAAAUAGAACAUCAGCUGGACUCAAAUGCAGAAGAAGGAUCAGCUCAGGGUGUUGCCAUGGGGAUGAAAUUCAUACUGCCUAACAGAUUUGAUAUGAAUGUCUGUUCUCGGUUUGUGAAGUCCUUAAAUGAAGAAGAUAGUAAAAAUAUUCAAGAUCAAGUUAACUCUGACCUGGAGGUGGCAUCUGUCCUAUUUAAAGCUGAAUGCAGUAUCCAUACAUCUCCUUCUCCGGGAAUUCAAGUAAGGCAUGUCUACACUCCCUCUACAACAAAGCACUUCUCACCCAUAAAACAGUCAACUACUUUAACCAACAAACACAGAGGAAAUGAGGUCUCAACCACACCUCUGUUAGCAAAUUCUUUGUCUGUUCACCAGUUGGCUGCUCAGGGAGAGAUGCUCUACCUGGCUACUCGUAUUGAACAAGAAAAUGUUAUCAAUCACACGGACGAAGAAGGAUUUACUCCUCUGAUGUGGGCUGCAGCACACGGGCAAAUAGCUGUGGUAGAGUUUCUACUUCAGAAUGGUGCUGAUCCGCAGCUUUUAGGAAAAGGUCGAGAAAGUGCACUGUCAUUAGCCUGUAGUAAGGGCUACACGGAUAUUGUCAAAAUGCUGCUGGAUUGUGGAGUUGAUGUAAAUGAAUAUGACUGGAAUGGAGGGACGCCUUUGCUUUACGCUGUACAUGGAAAUCAUGUGAAAUGUGUAAAAAUGCUCUUAGAAAAUGGAGCUGACCCAACAAUUGAAACCGACUCUGGAUACAAUUCUAUGGAUCUAGCUGUAGCCUUGGGCUAUAGAAGUGUUCAACAGGUUAUUGAGUCACAUUUACUGAAACUGCUUCAGAACAUCAAGGAGUAGACAUAGUCAUCAGAAAGUGUUGUCUGCCCUUCCGUUUACUUUUGGCCCUUAUAAAUGAUAGUUUUGUUUACUUAUAAAUUUUUACCUCAGUUGCAAUAUUUACUGAUUUUUAGUAAGUUUUAAUAAAUAUUCCUCUGAGUAAUUCACUGGUUUAUAAUAAAAUUAAUGUUGAUGCUUUUUUAUAAAUGUGUUUUACUGCAUAUUUAAAAUUAUAAAUGAGUGU